AUGGUUUCCUCCUCAGCUUCUCCGACACCGGGCCCCGCCGCGGAGAGCUCGAAGAAGGCUUUAGGGUUUGUGGCUCAUGCGUUGAAGCGAAAGGACAGCUUCAUUCAAUUGUUCGCCAUGACGGGAAUCCUUCUCCUCAGCAUGCGAUCCUUAGGGCAGAAAUACAAAAUUCACAAUCUCGAAGAAGAUGUUCACGCACUCAGGGACGAGCACGCUUCCCUCUCCGACCGCAUCAGAAUCAUCAAGAGCGACCUCCUUCAAGAAGCUUCUCGUGACUCCUCCGGCCUCUUCGCUUCUCGCCUUCACCGCCUCUUUUCCGCAGAAUAA
Messenger RNA from Sphenostylis stenocarpa, 327 nucleotides. The record is from the annotation of a GenBank genome assembly. NCBI's taxonomy places the organism in Eukaryota, Viridiplantae, Streptophyta, Magnoliopsida, Fabales, Fabaceae.